UCAGUCGGCGGCGGCUGCUGCUGCCUGUGGCCCGGGCGGCUGGGAGAAGCGGAGUGUUGGUGAGUGACGCGGCGGAGGUGUAGUUUGACGCGGUGUGUUACGUGGGGGAGAGAAUAAAACUCCAGCGAGAUCCGGGCCGCGAACGAAAGCAGUGACGGAGGAGCUUGUACCACCGGUAACUAAAUGACCAUGGAAUCUGGAGCAGAGAACCAGCAGAGUGGAGAUGCAGCUGUAACAGAAGCGGAAAACCAACAAAUGACAGUUCAAGCCCAGCCACAGAUUGCCACAUUAGCCCAGGUAUCUAUGCCAGCAGCUCAUGCAACAUCAUCUGCUCCCACCGUAACUUUAGUACAACUGCCCAAUGGGCAGACUGUUCAAGUGCAUGGAGUUAUUCAGGCGGCACAGCCAUCAGUUAUUCAGUCUCCACAAGUCCAGACAGUUCAGUCUUCCUGUAAGGACUUAAAAAGACUUUUCUCCGGAACACAGAUAUCAACUAUUGCAGAAAGUGAAGAUUCACAGGAAUCAGUGGAUAGUGUAACUGAUUCCCAAAAACGAAGGGAAAUUCUUUCAAGGAGGCCUUCCUACAGGAAAAUUUUGAAUGACUUAUCUUCUGAUGCACCAGGAGUGCCAAGGAUUGAAGAAGAGAAGUCAGAAGAGGAAACUUCAGCCCCUGCCAUCACCACUGUAACGGUGCCAACUCCAAUUUAUCAAACGAGCAGUGGACAAUACAUCGCCAUUACCCAGGGAGGAGCAAUCCAACUGGCUAACAAUGGUACUGAUGGGGUACAAGGUCUGCAAACAUUAACCAUGACGAAUGCAGCUGCCACUCAGCCUGGUACUACCAUUCUGCAAUAUGCACAGACCACUGAUGGACAGCAGAUCCUAGUACCCAGCAACCAAGUUGUUGUUCAAGCUGCCUCUGGUGAUGUACAAACAUACCAGAUUCGCACAGCACCCACGAGCACUAUUGCCCCUGGAGUUGUGAUGGCCUCCUCCCCAGCACUUCCUACACAGCCUGCAGAAGAAGCAGCACGAAAGAGAGAGGUUCGUCUAAUGAAGAACAGGGAAGCAGCACGAGAGUGUCGUAGAAAGAAGAAAGAAUAUGUGAAGUGUCUAGAGAACAGAGUGGCAGUGCUUGAAAACCAAAACAAGACAUUGAUUGAGGAGCUAAAAGCGCUUAAGGACCUUUACUGCCACAAAUCAGAUUAAUUUGGGAUUUAAAUUUUUACCUGUUGCGGUGAAAAUGGACUGGAUUGGCCACAACCAGAGAGACAAAAUAAACAUUUUAUUUUCUAAACAUUUCUUUUUUUUCUAUGCGCAAAACUGCCUGAAAGCAACUACAGAAUUUCAUUCAUUUCUGCUUUUGCAUUAAACUGUGAAUGUUCCAACACCUGCCUCUACUUCUCCCCUCAAGAGAUUUUCAGCACCAGGAAUCAUGAAGAGACUUCUUUCCAUCUCCUACUUUCCUCAAGAAGUAAUCAAUUGUUUACGUGUAAAUUGUUGGGGGAAAUGAGGAAAAUGAAAUUUUUCUAAGUGAUUUCAAGGUUUGUGCUGAGCUCCUUGAUUGCCUUAGGGACAGAGUUACCCUAGCCCCUCUGAGCUGAAGUAAUGUGUGGGCCACAUGCAUAAAGUAAGUAAGGUGCAAUGAAGAAGUGUUGAUUGCCAAAUUGACAUUUUCACGUUUCCAUUAUGAAUUAUUUAAAACAACAAAAAAGGGGCACACCUCCUAAAAAAGGAUCUUGGUGUGGUGCUGAGAAUGGAUAUGGAGUACUUUCUAUGUGUGUUCUUUCCUUUGGUACUAAAGCCUUGUCCUCGGCUCUUACAAACCUACAGCGCUUCCACAGGAUAGGUGUUGCUUCUUAAUUCAGUUUUGUGUGUGUUCAACAUUGUUGAAUACUUUAAAAAGGAAGUAACCAACUGAAUGAAAAAGCAUGAUAUUUUUAAGUUAAAUUGAAGUAAAAGUAAAAAGUUUAUUUAAGUUAGUGCUGAAUUUCAGUAGACAGAUGCUAACUAGGAAUCCAAGCCCUUGGGUUGAUAGCAAGUUUAAUAAAUAAUAAAAGCUUUUGUCCUUGCCUUUGAAAAUAUUUAUAUUGUCACUUAUUUAACAAGCUAUUUCUAAUUUACUGUUUCCCUUUGCACUUGCAUUGUGCCACCAACAAGAAAGUGUUCAAGCUGUCAAAGUAAUGUGAUUUGUUAUAGAAAAGUACUACUUUUUGAAUACUUCAUAUUACUAGACUUGUUCAGAAAAUCUGCGUUUUUUAAAAGAAGUUGCAAGGAUGUGGUUAAAAGUACAUUUUUAGAUAUGUAUGAGAAAAUUAAUUUUCUUCCAACAUUUGACUGUCUACUGUGCUGCAAUAUUUGGCUUGUCAUGUAAAAUAUUUUUGUUUUCUAAACUUGGGUAAUUAUGCUUUAGCUUUCCCAUAGGCUAUUUUCUCAUGUUUAAAGGAGCUACCUAUUUUAAUGCAUAUUUUGAUUGUCUGCAUUUAUGUUUAUUAUGCAUUGUGUCCAAUAACAAUAUUACUCAUUCACUAAGCUUGGUAAGAUGUACAUGUUAGUAUUCAAAAGAAAAAUAAGACGUGGAUUUUUAAAAUUGGAGACAUAAUGAUAGAUUACUUCUCAUUUGAAAAAUUCCUUUUUAAGAAAUCAAAAAACUUAGAAUAAUGUUUAUAUUUAAUCAUGGGUUAUUAAGAAAGCUAAUUAAGUUUAGUAUGAUAACAAAAUACUCAAACAAGUGCAUUAGUUGUUGGACCUAUUUUUAAGGAAAAGAUUUUAAAUUAAUAUUUGUAAAUGUUCUGUUUUGUUUGUAACAAGCCAUUGUCUUUUUUCAAGGAUGAACAGUUUAUGAAGGAGCUUCACUCUUAAGAAUUGAGUGGUGUAGUCUUUCUGUUUGGGCAGUUCAUCAGAUUCUCCAGAAGGCUUUCAAACAACUAUAAAGUUUGAAGUUUGUCCUGCUGAGCUUGUGGGGAAAGAGAUAGCAUGAAAAUUGUUUGUAUGCCAACAUAGAAAGGUCAUUUUCUAAACAUGGUUUAACCAACAAGCAAAGUUGCUUCUCUGUUACAAACUGGAAUACAAACUGGAAUUAUUUCACAUGGAGUGUCACAUUGAACAUUUUCAGUGUCAUAAUUAUGUGAACAAAUUAUCUGGUGUAUAACAUAUUGUAAUUUCUAUUCCUUUUUUCAAAAAGUUGAAGCUUCCUACUUAAUUUGGAAGUUGGUGGUUCCCAUAGUCCCUUAUCAAUCAAGGCAGUCAGUCAUGCUUACCUUGGCUGGAUGGCGUUACAAGUGACCAAGACCUGGUCCUUUAUAGCUAGAGGAUGAAUGCACUGGUGUGAGUUUAGUCAGUAAGGUGAGAAGUAUAUUGUGUUGCUUAAUAUGUUUUAGACCCAUGAGACUUGAAGAUUUCAGUUUAUACAGAUACAAAUCAAGCAUCUUUUGUGCAGGCUUUUUUAAUAUGAGAAUAGGGGGGAAAUGUGUUUGCUUGUAAGCUAGAAACUUGGAGAAUCUUUAUUAAGAAAAUGACAUAAGUUUUUUAAAAAUCUUGUAGCCAAGGACAUAUGUGGCCACAUUAUUAGUAAUAAAUGUUUUUCUCUUCAUAUUGGCCAAAAGGGAAUGAAAAUGUCAUCAUAGGAUUCUGUACAUAUGCUACUGAUUUGCCUAGAAAAUAGCAAGUUUGGUAUUGCUCACUUUGCAAAUAUAGGGCCAUUUGGCACUUUUAUUAUAGGACAGAUUAACUCUAAUAAAAUGAAGUGGGGAGGGGUUUAUUUUUGAUAUAUUACUCUUAUGAGUUUUCAAGCUUUGAUAGUGUCUGACUCAAAAGUGAUUUAGAAAGGGCUAGAUCCAAUGUCUUCACAUUAUUAAAAAAUAUGAGAUACAAUUUUAAGUUCAUUCUUUUUUCAAACUCAAGUACCAUACUGGCAACCAUAUUAUUGUCAUAGGUGCUCUGUUUGUUUAGAUAUUUAGGGGUGGGGUUGGGAAAAAGGCAUUUGUAUAAUAUGUGUACAUAUAUACAUACGUACAGUAUAUAAUCUAAAGCUCUGAGAGCUCUGAAGUCAGGAAUGCUAAGUAUUAUAGUAUAUUGAGGUCAGAAGAAAUUUUUACAUUUUUGUGUGUUCUCUUGCAUCCUUUUUGGUAGUUUCAGUGACUGCAUUACUCCAGCACUCACGACUGAAUUUUAUUUUUUAAUUUUCUUCCAAGUAUUUGUUUUUGUUUUUGUUUUUUAUUUUCUUUGGCUUGAUGCUUUUAAAUGUGUUACUAGUCACUUGGAAACUCCCAACCCCCAAAGUAUUGAUUUUUUUUUUUUUUUGCUUUGUUUUUGGCAGCUAUAAAGUAGUACUACAUUUUGAAAACAACUUUUAAAAGAAACCACUGGCCUUUCAAAAAUUAUACUGGAGAAAGGAUUUUCAUGUUUCGUUUGAGCAGGAAUUUUUGUCAGGAAAUGUGUUUGAUAGUAGGUCAGCAAGUAGUGCUAGUAUUUGAAAGCACAAAAGAGGUCGGGCAGGCUCUCCAAUCAGAAGUCAUCUGGCUGAAGUUUCUGCCUCUCAGGACUACUCCCUACUAUCGUGUUGACCAUUUGGGGUGACAUGGAAUCAUACAAAGGCUUAGGGCUUAGAACAAGUUUGUAAAAACCAGGAUGCUUUUACCUACUUGAAGUGACUUCAGUCUAGAUCUAUUCAUUUCAUGCUCAGUCCUUAUUCUGUGAUCAACUUUAGUUAGCUAUGAAAUUGGUUUCUGUCUACCAAAGGCUGCUUCAUUUUACAGGAUUAAGUAAGGCUAAUAUUAUAGAAACUGGGCUUGAUUUUGUUGGCUUUAUAACACUGAAUGAAAACUGUUGGUAUAUUAUUUCCCAUGACCUACAAAAGUUGUGUAUUUAUUUGGAUUGUAUUUGCAUUAAUUCUUUGUAAAUGUCUAGUAUAACUUGCACUUUUGAAAAAAUGGCCCAGUUUGGGUAUUAGCAGUUUAGGUAUUCUCUCAUCAAUUAGUUAUCAACUGACCUUUUGGUCUUUCUCAACUCUUUUUCCAUAAUGUGGCUUUGUAAUGGAGGCUUUUCAGUGAUUACAGAUCUUUACAUAUGAAAGCUAGCCUUAAGUGUAUUAUAAAAACAUUUCUAAAAAUUAAUUUUGACUAGUUGAAUUAGAAAAUGGGCUCAAGCUUUUUCAUCAUGGAUAUUGAAGGAGAAAUAACUCAAAAUAAUGAAACUUUUAUCCUUACUCCAACAUCAAUUAGUAACUAGAUUAUGCCAAAAUAACCCAUUAACUUUUCUAGGUAGUAAAAGCUUUUUAAAAAGCAACUAUGAAUCAUGGGAGACCAUAUAAUAGUCAUGUUUACUGAAUUAUUUUCAUUUUAAAUGCUCUUUGUUGGCAUCAAAGAAAUGCUACCUAAAUUUGGUCUCAGAUGAGGAAAGUGGUAUGUGCUUAGUAAGUCUGUAGGUGAAGAAUUACAAACUGAAUUUGUUCACUCAUUCGUACAGAGCACAACUAGAAUGUUUGUUGGGUGGCUUAUAUGUGUUGGUUACUUUUCAUAUUAAGUAUGACUUUUUUAGUUAACUAUACGGUCAUUAUAUGUACUAGGAACUGGUUUCCUUCACUUUCUAGAAUCAGUGGCCAAGAGAGGCAUUAAUCUGAUAGGUUGGACAUAUCAUAAAGUUGAGUCACUAUGGAAGAAUUUCAAACAAAUCAAACAGGGUGCUGAAGUUCCAUUUGUCUCAUCUGCUAUGGUAUGUUCUUACUGAUUAGUGAAUGUAGUUUUAAGCCUUUGUAUGUGUCCUCAGGGGCAGACAAACUUUUAAGAGGGACCAGAUAACAUUUGAAUGGAAGACUUACAUUUCAGGUGUUUUAGCUUGAAAUUUAUUUUUUAAAAAAAAAUAAAAAUAAAAAAAAGCUUGGGAAGCACGUUGAUAUAAAAACAGGCAGAGUUGAUUAGUACAGAAAGAAAAUACUGACCUGUCAGCAUUCAGGUCCCAGCAGAGUAAACAUGAUACAUUUCAAAUUAUCACCAGCAAGUAAAAGGUGAACAAUCUAUGGGAAUGUCUGAGAAGGGUCAGACAGUAGGAAACUCCCAUCUUACCUAUGUUCUGGGCAUCAUUAACACUUGCUGAUAGGAAGAUGUAUGGCAUUUCUCAGUUUCUGUGUAAGGAGCAGCUCAGAAACGUGAGAGUAAAUAUGAGAUGUUGGAAAGUUAGUAGGGAAGGAAGAAAGUCCCUGCAGAUAAUGAUCAUGUGAGUUGGCCACAUAAAAAGAUUUAUCAUGUUUGAGAAGUUUUCUUAGGUUUUAAAAAUUGAAUUAGUAAGUGCUUUAUAGAUGUAUUUUUAUCCAGGUGCCACUCCAACAUUUAUGUAGUAAAAUUAUUUAUAUUAAAAGUGGGAAAUAAUUUGUCAACAUUUUCUGAGUAUAGAUUUGUUUGGGGUGGCAAAGAAGAGUGCUAGUUAGCAGUUUUCCAUGUAAAAUUGUCUUUGGUUUGUCACUUGUGACCUCCCCUCUUCCAGGAAUUAUUUCCAACCCACAUGUGUCACUUGAGACUUUUUAGAAACAAUGACCAGGGAAGUUUCUAGAAGAGUGUUUGGCUUUCUGGUUUUCCUUGCGUAUUGGGGUAAAGAGCACUUCCCCUAAAACUAACAGCACAAAACAGGGCAUCACUUUUUAACUCUGAGAUUUCCAUUGGAGUUGGGUACUAAAUAAGUAUAAUGAGGGGAAUACAUUUCUAAUAAAACUCUCACCAUUCUAGAAACAUCCCUGGUUUCAUUUUUUUACCUAAAUCGUUUUGUGCUUUAUGUGUAAAGAAAAAAUAAUGUACUGAGUUACAAUGCAUUUUAUUAACACUAUGUACAUAUUAGCUGCUUUGUGUUCAGAAUGAUAGCAGUUGCUUUGUAUAUUAAAAGUGAUCCUUGUGAAUUUGUGAAAUAUUGUCAUAAAGUGCUUUUUCUUACUGUAAUCUUUGUGGUAUCAACUGUCAUAGUGCCCUUUUUACACAAACAUUUACGUGCAGUCACAUAAACAUGCUUUUAAAAUCUC
Molecule: messenger RNA, 7006 nt
Organism: Jaculus jaculus (lesser Egyptian jerboa)
Lineage: Eukaryota; Metazoa; Chordata; Mammalia; Rodentia; Dipodidae
Gene: Creb1
Product: cAMP responsive element binding protein 1
Exons: 9
Coding region: 184-1209 (341 amino acids)
Biological process (GO): regulation of transcription by RNA polymerase II
Cellular component (GO): nucleus; ATF4-CREB1 transcription factor complex
Molecular function (GO): protein binding; cAMP response element binding; DNA-binding transcription factor activity, RNA polymerase II-specific
Source: RefSeq, a predicted model, not a curated record